This is a messenger RNA of Plasmodium yoelii, 4836 nucleotides long. RefSeq names its product myosin K, putative. The record is from RefSeq and is a predicted model, not a curated record. Gene Ontology annotation, cellular component: myosin complex; actin cytoskeleton; vesicle. Gene Ontology annotation, biological process: vesicle transport along actin filament; actin filament organization. The coding region runs from base 1 to 4836 and encodes 1611 amino acids. Gene Ontology annotation, molecular function: microfilament motor activity; actin filament binding; ATP binding. NCBI's taxonomy places the organism in Eukaryota, Apicomplexa, Aconoidasida, Haemosporida, Plasmodiidae. The transcript is spliced from 5 exons.
AUGUACAAACAGAAUUCGCUAGAAUCAAGAGAUAUAAAUUAUAUUUACGAGGAUUCAUGGGUAUGGGUUAAUUUGAAUUCUAUAAAAAAUAAAAAUGUGGGAUUAUAUAGAGAAAUAUUAGAAUAUUAUAAAAAUAAGAGGAAAACAUAUUUUUGCUUUUUUAAAGGAAGAGUAAAUAGAUUUGUUUCAAAUAAAGAAGUGGAAAUAUAUAUAUAUGUAGAUGAUAAUUAUGAAACCUUAAAAAAUAAUAUAAAUUAUGAGAUAAUAGAGAAUGUCAAAUAUCUAUUACCAAUUGAUACAAAUUUUGGGUGUAAAGACAAUACAGAAUUAAUAUAUUUAAAUCCUCCAAAUGUAUUAGAAAAUAUUUAUCAAAGAUAUAAUAAUGCAUAUAUGAGUGAAGAAAAUAGAAAUUGCAUUUAUACAUAUAUAGGUUAUAUAUUAUUAUCAAUAAAUCCUUAUACAAAUUUUAAAAUUUAUGAUGAUAAUUAUAUGAACAAAGUAAGAAAUGAAAAUAAUUUAUUUUCUAUUCCCCACCCCUUUUCUAUUGCAAAUGAUGCUUAUAAUUGUUUAAUGAAAGAUCAAAUAAGUCAAUCUAUAAUUAUUAGUGGAGAAAGUGGGUCUGGUAAAACUGAAUCCUCAAAGCAGGUUCUAAAAUAUCUAACUUAUUUGAGCUCUUGUAAUAAAGAUGUAAGAAAAAAAAUAAUAAAUAAAAAGCAAAAAAAAUACUAUAAUAAUAAUGGAAAAACACGAUACAAUAAUGAAGAAAAUAUAGAAGAAAUAUAUGACAACAGUGUUAAUGAAUUUAAAAAUGAGAUAAACAAAAAUAGUUAUUUUAAUAAAUUUGAUCAUAUAAAAAAAACAAAUGAUGGUAAUGAUAAUACAUUGAAUAACCAAAUGGAAAAUCAAACUCACAAAAAAACUAUUAUGGGAGAAAAAAAUAAUUAUACAGAAAAUUCACAAUAUAUAUCAUCUUAUGAAGAAAAAAUACAAAAUAGCAAUCCAUUAUUAGAAUCAUUUGGAAAUGCUAAAACAAUAAAAAAUGAUAAUAGUAGUAGAUUUGGAAAACUUAUGAAACUAAAUUAUGAUGAAAAUGGAAUAUUAUGUUCAGCAUCUAUUGAAACAUAUUUACUUGCAAAAUCGCGAGUUGUUAAUGUUCCAUGUGGAGAAGGAAAUUAUCACAUUUUUUAUGCAUUAUGUCAAAAUAAAAAUAUAGCUGAAAAAUUUAAUUUGCUUCCUUGGCACAAGUAUAACUACUUAAAAGAUAAAAACAAACUUAGUGAUAAUAAUGAAAGUGAAAAUGAAAAUGGAAAUGAAAAUGAUACUAAGAAAAAUUUCGAAGAAGGUGGAGAAGACACUCAAGAUGAUUCAGAACAUAUUAAAAUUAUGAAAAAUGAAAAAAAUAAAAAAACACGAAAUAAAAGGAAAAAGACAGAGUUUUCAAAUAAUAAUACAGAAGAAACGGAAAAAAAUAAAUAUGAAAAAAAUCGAACAAACAAUUUGGAAAAUAUAAAUUAUGGUAUAGACGAUGAUUAUAAGAAAUGUCCAUAUGAUCUAAAUGUUAUUAUGAAAUGUUUUAGAACUAUUGGAGUUUUGGAAAAUGAGCAAAAUGAAAUUUAUAAAACAUUAAUAUGUAUUUUAUUGUUGGGAAAUAUCGAUUUUAUUGAAGACAAAAAUGAAGAAGGAGAAAAACCAUUAAAAAUAAAAAAUAUGAAUUUAUGUGAACAGUUGAAUAUACUUUUAGGAAUAAAUCAAGAUGGGUCAGGUAAUAAUACUCGAAAGAUCCUAGAAAUUUUAACUAUAAAAAAAGUUAGAGAAACUCAAAAAAAUUAUACAUAUCAACAAGCUAUAUAUAAUCGUGAUGUUAUAUCAAAAGCUUUAUAUCAGCUUUUGUUUGAAUAUGUAAUAUUGAGAGUUAAUGAUUCAUUAAAUGUUAAACAAAAUUUUGAAGAAUGGGAAGAUGACGAAAAAGAAGAGGAAGAAAAUGAUCAAAAUUUUAAAAAAAGAAAACACCAAAAAAUGUGUUUAGUAAAAAAAAAAAAAAAUAUUAUAGAAAAUGAGAAUUAUAAUGAUGAUACUGAAAAAAAUAAUAAUAAAUAUUUUAUAGGAAUAUUAGACAUUUAUGGAUUUGAAAAUUUUUCCUUAGAAGGGAUAAAUGGAUUCGAACAAUUAUGUAUAAAUUAUGCUAACGAAAUAUUACACUCAUUUUUUUUGAAACAAAUAAUAUAUAAUGAACAUAAAAUACAUUAUGAAGAAAAUUUAUCUAUAGGAAAAGUUAAAUAUAGUGAUAAUAGUAAUGUUAUAUCAUUAAUAGGAGAUAAUAAAAAUAUAAGUAUUUAUACAAUACUAGAAGAUUUAGCAUUAUUAUUUACAUCUAAUAAAUCAGAUGAAGAAAAUAAUAAAAAUGUAUUUUUUGAAAAAUUAAAUAAGCAUGUUAUCAAUUCAUCUAAAUAUAAAUAUACAAUAAAAAAUUAUAAAGAUUCAAAAAAUUCUUUUAUAAUUUGUCAUUAUGCUGGUAAUGUUUUAUAUGAUUCUAAUGAUUUUUUUAAUAAAAAUGUAGAUAUACUUACUAAUGAUAUUGAAGAAUUUUUGUCUAACUGUAACAGUUUUAUUAGUAUAAAUUUGUUGAAAAAAAAACGAUAUGAUAAAUUUAACAAUGAUAAAAUAUGGAAUAAUGAAAAUAAAGAAGAAAAAGAAACUAAUAAUAUUUCUGAUAAUAAAAAUCAAGAAAAAUUAAAAAGACGAAAACUAUCUGUUAAAGAAAUUGUAUGUGAACAUGAAUCAGACCAAAAAUGGAAUUCUGGUGUACAUAAUGAGAUAAAUAAUUUAUAUAGAAAUAAAGUAAAAUCAAUUUUUUCUUCAUUUAAAAAACAGCUAGAAAUAUUAACUAAUAAAUUAGAUUUAACAUGUUCUAAAUUUAUUAGAUGUAUAAAACCAAAUGAAGAAAAAGCAGCAAAAUAUUUUAACAAAAAUUUAGUACUUAAUCAAUUAGUUAUGAGUGGAAUGAUUGAUAUUCUAAAUUUAAUGAAAAAAGGAUAUCCAUGUCGUGUUUUAUAUGAUGAUAUUUGGAAAACUUAUAAUAAAAUAUUACAAGAAGAUAUGAAAACAUUUUUAACCCCUAAAAUGUUUUGUGAACUUGUUUUAAAAUUUUUACAAAUAAAUUAUAACGAAUAUACAUUUGGAAAAACCAAAAUAUUUUUUCGUUUUGGAGUUUUAUCUCUUAUAAAUGAAAUAUUAUUAAAUAAAAAUGAAAAAAAAAAAAAAAAAUUUAUAGAAUGUGUUUACAAAUUUUGGCUAGCUAGAAGAAAAAGAAGAUUAUUAAAUUUUGUCUUAUUUGGAUGUCGAUUUAAAAUUUUAUUUAAAAAGCAAAGAUGGAAAAUGCUAAUGAAUAAUGGUUUACAAAUGUAUAAUAAUUAUCUUUUUAAAGAACAAAAAAAAAAUAUUAAAAAAAUUCUUAUAUAUUAUUUCAAUGUCUACAAACAAAGAAUCUAUUUUUUAGAAUUAAAAAAAUCAACUAUUAUUAUACAAAAAAAUUAUAGAAAAUAUAUAUGCCGAAAAAAAUAUAUAAAUAUCAAAAGAACUAUACGAUUUAUACAAGAUUAUUAUAUAUUCAGAAAAUAUUAUCAAAAAAGAAUCAAAGCUUCUAAUAUUAUACGAAAAUAUUGGUUAAUGUAUAUAAUUAAAUCAGAUUAUAAAUAUGUGAUUAAUUCUAUUAUUAAAAUACAACGUGCUUUUAAAAUGUAUAUGAAAAAGAAAUAUAUAGAUUAUUGUUUAAAUGGGUCUCAAUUAAAAAACGAAGAAAAAAAUAUUUAUUCCCAAAAAAAUAAUGUGCAUGUAUAUAAUCAAAUAUCUGAUCAAACAGAUCGAAUUGGAUCUUUCAUAUAUAUUCAUUCAGAAAAAAAAAGAAGACAUUCAUUUUCGAUCUUGGAAAAUAUAAACAAAUCUUCAAAAAAACAACACACAUUUAAAAGAGCAAAUACUUGGGAUAUAGGAAAUGAUGCAUCAAAAUAUGGUUACAAUUUUCCAGCAAAAACAACCUUUGAUACUAAAAGGGUAUCCAUAGAAAAUAAUUUACAACUAUAUGAUAAUAUUUAUAAUAAAAACGAUAUUAUUGAAAAUGAAGAAAAAGAAAUAAAGGAAAGAAGAAGCUAUACCGCCAAUAUUCCAUUUAUGAAUGUUGGAAAUAUACAAAAUAAUGAACAGAGCAAAGAAAAUGAAGAUAAAAAACAUAUUUUUAACAAAAAAAAAGGCAUCAAAUUUUAUGGAAAAAAUAAAUAUAGAUUUAGUAAUUUAAGCACAUGUAACAGUAUUAUUGAUACCAAUUUAAAGAAUACCACCUCAAAGAAAUUGGAAAAAAUAAAAUUUGAUAAUACAGGAAAAUUCGAAAUUAAUAUAAAAACACAUAAUUAUAAUAAUACAAAAAGUGUUUUUGUGUCUAGUUAUAAAGGUAUUGAAAAUAAUGUUUCUAAUCUUUUAAAGAAUACGAUAUAUGAUAGAUAUAUUGAAAAAUAUAAACAAAAUCAUACAAAUAAGCAAAAGGAAAGGAAAAAAAAAUCUAUAUACAUAAAAAAUAACUAUAGCAAUAUCAGUAACAUAUAUAGUAUCCAUAAGCCUAAAAAAGAAGAGACCAUAAAAAGGCAGUAUAAUUUCGACGUAACCGAUGUACUGAUUAUCCCAGAAGAUUUUUAUGUGUGUGAAUCAUAUAUUCCGACUCCAAAUAUAAUGCAUGAAAAUCAUGAAAAUUAUUUGAUGCUCUGCAAAUAUUUAGACAAAAACUUGAACUCAAAAAUUCCAGUGAUCCAGAUGAAUGUUUUUAAAUGCUCAGAAAUUGAAAAAUAA